Molecule: messenger RNA, 363 nt
Organism: Lactuca saligna
Lineage: Eukaryota; Viridiplantae; Streptophyta; Magnoliopsida; Asterales; Asteraceae
Source: the annotation of a GenBank genome assembly
AUGAUGGUGGGGGGAAAUGAGAAGGAAAUUGAUAACCUUAGAGAUGUGGAGGUGGAAUUUAACGAAGAUACAGUCACUAUGAACACAACAAAGGGUGAUGAGUUUUUGAGUCAAUUAUAUGGUGAAGAGGAGGAUGCAAAUGAUAACAACCAAGAUGAUGAUGAUGAUGAUGGGGGUGAAGCAAUACCCAUGAAUCAAGAAAAGAGCUUAGAUCAAGAUGAUGGACAAGAGUAUGAUAAGGUGGAACUCAUUCCUAUGGAGGUUGAGGUAUUAGGAAAUGGAGUUGGUGUUCUAGAAGGAAGUGGUGAACAGGUUGGGCAAGUAAAUGACAAUGUUAUUGUUGGCGAGGUGCAAGUGCAAUAG